GUCCCUCCCGGGUCCCAGCGUCGCUGUCUCGCUAGCCCAACGCACGCUCCGCCUCCGUCAGUCGGCUCCGCUGACUAGUGAGCGGCGUGGACAGGAGCCGGGGCCGGACGCGCGGCCGGGGCUGGGGGCUGGGAGCGCGGCGCGCACGGCCUCCCAGAGCAAGAAAGGGCCCCCGCCACCGGGCGAGGCCGGCGCCGCGAUGGCAGAGAUGGGCAGUAAGGGGGUGACGGCGGGGAAGAUCGCCAGCAAUGUACAGAAGAAGCUCACCCGCGCGCAGGAGAAGGUCCUUCAGAAACUGGGGAAGGCAGAUGAGACCAAGGAUGAGCAGUUUGAACAGUGCGUCCAGAAUUUCAACAAGCAGCUGACUGAGGGCACCCGGCUGCAGAAGGAUCUCCGGACUUAUCUGGCUUCAGUCAAAGCCAUGCACGAAGCCUCCAAGAAGCUGAACGAGUGUCUACAGGAGGUGUAUGAGCCCGACUGGCCCGGCAGGGACGAGGCCAAUAAGAUCGCCGAGAACAAUGACCUGCUGUGGAUGGACUACCACCAGAAACUGGUGGACCAGGCGCUGUUGACCAUGGACACGUACUUGGGCCAGUUCCCUGACAUCAAGUCACGCAUUGCCAAGCGAGGGCGGAAAUUGGUGGACUACGACAGCGCCCGGCACCACUAUGAGUCCCUUCAAACCGCCAAAAAGAAAGAUGAAGUCAAAAUCGCCAAGGCUGAGGAGGAGCUCAUCAAGGCUCAGAAGGUGUUUGAGGAGAUGAAUGUGGACCUCCAGGAGGAGCUCCCAUCCCUGUGGAACAGCCGUGUAGGUUUCUAUGUCAAUACAUUUCAGAGCAUCGCGGGCCUGGAGGAGAACUUCCACAAGGAGAUGAGCAAGCUCAACCAGAACCUCAACGAUGUGCUGGUCAGCCUGGAGAAGCAGCAUGGCAGCAACACUUUCACAGUCAAGGCCCAGCCCAGUGACAAUGCCCCUGCCAAAGGGAACAAGAGCCCGUCGCCUCCACCAGAUGGCUCCCCUGCAGCCACCCCCGAGAUCAGAGUGAACCAUGAGCCAGAGGCAGCCAGCGGGGCCACACCCGGGGCCUCCAUCCCCAAGUCCCCAUCUCAGCUCCGGAAAGGUCCACCAGUCCCUCCGCCCCCCAAACACACCCCGUCCAAGGAGAUCAAGCAGGAGCAGAUCCUCAGCCUGUUUGAUGACACGUUUGUCCCCGAGAUCAGCGUGACCACCCCCUCCCAGCCCACAGAGAGUCCAGCUGGCAGCCUGCCAUCCGGGGAGCCUGGUGCUGCUGAGGGCACAUUUGCUGUGUCCUGGCCCAACCAGACGGCCGAGCAGGGGUCUGCCCAACCCGCAGAGGCCUUGGAGGUGGCAGGUGGGACCCAACCUGCGCCUGGAGCCCAGGAGCCUGGGGAGACGGCGGCAAGUGAAGCAGCCUCCAGUUCUCUUCCGGCUGUGGUGGUGGAAACGUUCUCAGCAACUGUGAAUGGCACCGUGGAAGGCAGCAGUGGGGCCGGCCGUUUGGACCUCCCUCCGGGCUUCAUGUUCAAGGUGCAGGCUCAACACGAUUACACGGCCACUGACACCGACGAGCUGCAGCUCAAGGCUGGUGACGUGGUGCUGGUGAUCCCCUUUCAGAACCCGGAGGAACAGGAUGAAGGCUGGCUCAUGGGCGUAAAGGAGAGUGACUGGAACCAGCACAAGGAGUUGGAAAAAUGCCGGGGCGUCUUCCCUGAGAACUUCACGGAACGGGUGCAGUGACAUGACAGCGGAGCUCCUGCAGUCCUCUGGGCGUGUGAAGAACACCUUUCCCCCCUAAAAAAAAAUGUGUGUUUUUUUCUUUUUUUUUUUCUUCUUCUCUUUCUUCGUUUUCGUUUUUAAACUUUUGAAAAAGCAAAGGGAAACUGAGACGAGAGACCUAAGCCGAAAGGUAUUCUCCCAAAGAUUAGGUUGUUCUCCCCCAAAAGCCCAAUCCUGGCCAGUCUGGUAGAAUUCACCAGUGUUUCUGAAGCUGCUGUGGUCCCUAGUUGAGUUCCUGGCAUCCUUCUCUGUGCCCGCAUGUGUGCCCGGCUGCAGGGCGGGCUGGGGGCCGCCAAGUCACCGCCACGCUUGCCUGAAGCUUCAGCCGCGCCACCUGGGCAAGGGUCUUCUUUACCUGGCAGCUGCUGUGGGUGGGCGCAGACACCAGCCCUGCCUGGCCCUGCCCCGCAGACCAUCCGUGUGCUGUUUGAAAAUAAACCUUAGUGUUCAAACAAAACGAAACAAAGAAACAACAACAACAAAAACUGACAAAACACUAAAAAAAUAAUAAUAAUAAUAAAUAAA
Messenger RNA from Marmota flaviventris (yellow-bellied marmot), 2323 nucleotides. It is a transcript of the gene Bin1, whose product is annotated as bridging integrator 1. Gene Ontology annotation, molecular function: phospholipid binding; tau protein binding. Gene Ontology annotation, biological process: regulation of endocytosis. NCBI's taxonomy places the organism in Eukaryota, Metazoa, Chordata, Mammalia, Rodentia, Sciuridae. Gene Ontology annotation, cellular component: plasma membrane; synaptic vesicle; cytoplasm. The record is from RefSeq and is a predicted model, not a curated record.